This is a messenger RNA of Notolabrus celidotus (New Zealand spotty), 5667 nucleotides long. It is a transcript of the gene ccdc82, whose product is annotated as coiled-coil domain containing 82. The coding region runs from base 349 to 1176 and encodes 275 amino acids. The transcript is spliced from 2 exons. The record is from RefSeq and is a predicted model, not a curated record. NCBI's taxonomy places the organism in Eukaryota, Metazoa, Chordata, Actinopteri, Labriformes, Labridae.
CACAACUGUCUCCCGCGAAGAAGAAUCAGGGGCAACAACAAUAACAGACAGCUAGCUACAGAGAGAGAAUAGCUCCUCACUAACAGAGAGAAUAUCUCCAACAUUAACGGACUGGAGCACAUAAAUCCACCUCUGACGCGUGCAUACAGAGCGUUACCGCGAGGGGGGCUCGUGUUAGGGGCGCAUGAGGGUAAAUUUAGACGCUGUAUCGAGUUUUUACAGGAAUAACAUGCAGCUGUUGUUGUGACGUGCAGACGGUUUAAGCUAACUAGCUUCUCCGUUAGCAGUUCGGUUCUCUGGUUCCCCGGUUCCGUUUAAUGUCACUGGGCUCCGGUUCCGCGUGCAAACAUGGAGAGCUUGUACAAGCGCAAAAUGUUCGCGUCCAUGCGGAAAACCAAAGUGGACGCGUCGAAGAAGCGGCAGAUCGGCCUGCCCGCCUCUAUCCUGGACGAUAGUGACGAAGGCUCCUUCUCCUCCUCCUCCUCCUCCUCCGCUGCGUCCCAAUCCGACUAUCAGAGCUCCCGGGAUGAGGACAGCGAGCAGGACGGCAAGGACCGCAGCGAGUCCGGCGCGUCCUCCAGCGACCACAGCCGCUCGGUGACCCGCAGGAAGCGCUCCUUCCUGGGAGGCGACGACAGCUCCUCUUCCUACAGCCCCGGGGAGGACGAGGAGGAGGAGGAGGAGGAGGAAGAUAAGGGGGACAGGAGCCAGCCCAAGAGGAUGGUGCACCCCAAGAAGAGGAGCAGGCUGCAGCGGCAGGACGACUCGGACUCGGACCACGCGGAGCAGAAGCGGAAAGAGGAGGCGGAGAAGGCGAAGAAGCGGCAGAGACACAACAAACUGCUGGCGCUGUCCCAGAGGAUGAAGGCCCGGGUCCCGAACCGGAGGAGGAACCGCAUCAAGCAGGGAGGAGAUGACGAGGACGAGUCUAAAGACGCCGAAGACGAUGCAGAUGACAAUGAUGUCAAAGACGGAGGAAGAGGAGAGAACGGAAACAAGAAGAAGGCUGCAGACGAUGAUGAAGGAGACACGGAGGAGGAGAAAGACAAAGAUGAGGACGAAGAGAACGACAAGGUUGAGGAGAAAGACAGUGAUGAGGAGAAAGACAGUGAUGAGGAGAAAGACAGUGAUGAGGAGAAGGACGAUGAUGAUGAGGAGGAGGAGGGACAGAAGUAGACCCUGCUGGAGAACAAAGAUGAAGAUUGAAUGUGAAGAACUGAACCGACUCAUAACUGUUAGUUUGUGCAGUUUUUUUCUCCUUCUUUUAAAGCCGAAACACGAAGAACUGAAGGACUCAUUAGAGACGUGGAAGAAGAGAGGACCGCCUCAAGAGACGUUUAAUCUUUAGAGGAGGAAACCGGACGCUCAUUUAACGCUUUAAUGAUGAGAUCAAACAGAAAGUCUCCUCCUGGUAUGGUCUCAUGUUGUUUCUCUUAGAGCUCCAACUCUGCUGAUUAACUGUCAGAUUAGUUUUAUUCUAAUGUCUCUGAUUGUGCUGAAAUAAUAUGGGAAACAUAGGAAAUUUAUUUAGAGAGUAAAAAAGGAAAAUUAUACUUAAUUUUUAUGUAAUUUAACUUUAGCUUCGGAUGGGAUGGCUCACCAUCAAUUAAUCACUAAAAAUCAACUUUUAUGAAAAAUUAUUCCAACUUAAGUAAUUUUUUUUAGGAAACUACGUCCUGUAUUUGUUGUUUCCAGCUCUUUUAAAUAGGAGAACAUGCUCCUUUUAUGUUUUUCAAUUCAGCGAAGGAUUUUUUUUUUUUUAAUUUUAGACAAAAUAAAUAAUUUUAAGAGUGAUCUGAGGGCUCUGGGAAAUUACAAUGAACCUUUUUAUUUCUUAUUUUUUUGUAUAAUUUAUAGACUUUUAAAAAUACUAAACCUGAAAAGAAAAGGUUCAUAAAUAAUUAAAGGGAGAAAAAAAAAGAAGUUUUAGCUUCAAAUCUCGUCCUAAAGGGAUCGUUUGUUGUCUUUAAAGAGAGUAUGUUUGAGAUUUCUUUCACGGGGGCUGAGGUUAAAAAUCCUGCAUCCCAGACUCUUUGAUUUCAAUGCAUCAUGUAUCAUAAAUCUGGAGCUCUCAGGAAUCAUCCUCUAAAGGUUACUUGAGUUCAAAGUUUGGACUUUUACUAAAAGUAGCAGUCUUGUUAAAAGCUGCAUGAUGCAGGCUCUUUAUGUCAAAUAUUCAGUCUUUGUUUUAUGCCAAUAGUUUGAUUUUUAAACGCAGGAGAGAGUUGUAAUCUCAGAGUAUGACUAAAUUGUUUUGAAUCUCUUUUUUACGUGAACUCCUCAGACAGUCGGCACAAACACCCUGAGUUAGGUUUAUUAUUAUUCACCUGUGCACACCUGGAUGAUGACAGUAAAUCAGCAGCAGUGGGCUCAGAACAGGAGGAUUACACUACAAUAAAGUGGGCGUGGCUUCAUCAAGGUCAGCUGACUGUGUGUGAUGUGUCGUCAUCAGAUAGAAAUAUAAACUAAAACAUGUCAAAGAUUGAACAAACACUCCUGUGUCAAUCAAUCACCAUAGGAGCGGAGUGAAGUCCGAGUCCCAGCAUGCAUUGGAGGAAGAAUCAUCCAAUCAGAGAGCGUCACGUCCUUUUCGUUCCUGACUGGAGGCGUUUUUUUCUGAAUGUGCUGAAGCUCUAACUGGUGUGGAUGGACAGCAGCUGCUGAGGCUUCUGGGUAAUGCAGUAUUUAGAGACAUUAGAAAAACCCAACAGAAGCACUCGGAUGGUUUUUCUUGCUCUUCACUUUUUAAUUUGUUAAAAUGAAAAUGAAUCAGUUCCUGCAAAGCAGAGCUUCUUAUUUCUGUGUGAGGACAUCGUGGUCUGAGCGGAGACAGAAUGAUUUCAGCCACGAACGACAACACCUGUACCUUUUACUGUAUUAUAGCUUUGUAUUCGUUUCAAGUUAAAUGCAGUGUUUGCAGGAAUGUCUGUGUUUGGUAGUUCUGUCCAUCUCUCUCUGUCUCCUGCUUUAUUUUAAGCCUCUGUCACUUAUAUAUCUUUGGGGUUCUGGCUCUGAGCUAAACAUAAGAAGACAUUUUAAAGGAUGGAACUUUUAUCAUUCAGCCUGAGCGCCAUUUUUAUAGCCAUAUAUUCAGGGUCUAAAUUACUUAAAAAGUCUGUGAAUUGAACCCGUGGAUUACUUGAAUUGGCAGCAUUAAAGCAGGCUUCAAUGGAUGCAACAUAAUUAUUUGGGGGGGAUGGAUCAAGUGUCAACAUCUGAUGUUGAAAAAUAAAGCCAAAGCAGAAGUGCUAAAAACUGCAGUUCCCCAUUUGUCCACUUGGGGCUGGCUCCUAAAGCUCAGGAAGCCCCAUUAACACUCAUGUUAAAAUGCAGAUCUUCAGAGCAGGAGUAAACCUUGUACGAAACACAACCGUUUUAUUUCAAAUAGCCGAGUGUCUAUUUACACACACACUUUAACAUUACAUUUUAUAACUCAAUGGUUUUCAAGAUAUUUAGGUUACGAGAUUUGCGUAAUAAGGCUCAUUUCGGGGCGGGACUGAUGAAAGGAGGAGGAGGCUAAAAGUCCGACCGAAAGUUAAGUUGGGUCAGCUUCUGCAUGAGGCUACGUCCAUGUUUUGUAUAGUGUAUGCAGGAGUCUGGUUGCUUUUUAAGAGAGUGAUGCAAUGCCCGUUUCCUAUUUCAAAGAAAGGAUCUUACGAGCACUUUUAUUUACAUACUUUGACAGGGUGCAUUUUUCCAUGGAGAGGACUUUAAGCUAAUUUCGAAAUCCAGCCAUUAAAUUCAAUAAGAUGUUUAGACCCCUGAAAUAUCUUAAAAUAUAGCUUGGGACUACAAUUAGCAGAGUAAGGGCCUGUGUCCACUUACACAAUAUUUCUUUGUUCAGAUUUGCUUUCAUUCGAUAACAUUUUACAAAUAAAAACGUAAAAAGCAGUUGACAGAAGUGGUGUUGUAGCAUCAACAGCAGCUUUAGACCUUGAAAUAGUAGCUCUAAAAAACGAGGGUGACUAGAUUCUCCUCUAUCGACCCUCGGCCAUUGUUAACAAAGCUGAUAUCAGAAGCUCCGCCCCUUUUUUAAUUUUGGUUGGCUGGUGAUGUAAAAGAGACAUUGUUCUAAAAGUUGAACUAUUUCAGGGCGCUUUUGCACUCAUGCCACUGAGCUCCAAAAACAGUUAACUGCUUUGGUUUUGUGUUGAAUAAAAGUGCUGCCAGUGCAGAAAACGCCAUCAUUGGACACAGGCCCUUAGUCUCAAAGACCAACCAUCAGUCUCGGUAAAGUUUCGUAGACAUUUCACUGUUUCACAUGUCACUUAAUAAUCGGAUUGUUGAUUUAAAAAAUAUUAACAAAUGAAUUGAUUAUGAUUGUACCACUUUAAUGCAGACCAAAGUCUGUAUUCAAACUGUCAAAUAGGACGUUUAGGGCCUGUGUCCAUUGAAAUCCCUGUUUUGUUUUCAUGCAUUGAGCUGAAGUGUGUUUGCUGUUGGUUUUCUCUUCCAAAUUAACUGAUGUGACUUCAUUUUUGACCUUUGGGAAAGUAUAUGAUGCACAUCUGACGUUUAAAGGUCUGAUGACAGUUUUUAUGUUGGCUUGAUUAUUUGUUAUUGUGCUGAAAGUUUGUAAGUUUGAGUAUCGUGAAAGACGGUCUGUGGCAUGUCCAGUCUGGUUGAUGACACUUUGAUUGUUUUGCUCUUGGUUAUGGCUUUGUGUUCACAGACCUAAAGGUGACACUUUGGUCUUGUUGUGACACUCUGGUGAGCAAAGACAGUGUGAUGUGGUUUAAAGCUACAAAAACUACCAAAGAAGACCCAUCCAUUGAAAACAUAACCCAAGAAUUUAGAGGCAUCCCAAGCCAAAACACAGAUCCUGAAGUUUUAAACAUCUUUGAAUUCAGUAUUAAUUCAUUAAAACGUCAGAGAGGAUGGACAGAACUUUCAAAACAAGCUGUAAGAUGAAUAAAGAGUCGUCUUUCUGUUUCACUUGUAUAAUGUCAUGAGAAAUAUUUCUUUUAAUUUUUUGUGAACAGAUUGCAGUUUAGUUUUUGCACUCACUGAUCUGUUGUUUUGUAAACGUUCAAAUGUAAAAGGAGAAGAUGCGCAGUGUCUCUUGUGUACAGAAUUAAUCCGAGCAGCCCACUUUAACGCUUUGAUUCUCCUUUUCUACUCAUUUUUUCUUCUCUUGUGACUGCUACAGCGCUCACGUGCUAAUGUAUAAAUUGGACAAGUAAUGUCCCUAAACAGAAGUUUUUAAAUAUCCCAUUAAUUUCUUCUUUUUGUUUUCUCUCCUUUUAUUUUUUCCCCCUUUCGUUCUUCCUCUGUGUCUGUGAGUUUUGGUGCACUUGCAUUAGAAAACAAGGCGUAACUGACCACAUAGUUAGUGUGUUCUGCAGAUUGCUGCGCUCUAACAUUGAUAAAUCAGAUGUAAGCUGAUGGGAAACUGACUGUAAAGAGUAUUUCAGUGAACCGCAGCUCAGACUAAAUCUACAUUUUUAAGUGUGUAAGCGCCUUGUGGCCUUUUUUUGCUUUUGCUUAACUAUCUGACUCAGUGUGGUGAGGAUACGAACACGAACACACUUUAAAGUUACAUAUCAGUGCUGUGUGUUGACUUGUUUUCAGUGUAUUUGGGGGCUUUAAUUGCUGUACAAUGCUUGUCAGAUCAAUCUGCUCGGCAACACCUCUUUUAUAAAUAAAGGCUCUUUUUUUGACCAACAA